Messenger RNA from Zootoca vivipara (common lizard), 17887 nucleotides. It is a transcript of the gene HNRNPR, whose product is annotated as heterogeneous nuclear ribonucleoprotein R. Gene Ontology annotation, molecular function: RNA binding. The record is from RefSeq and is a predicted model, not a curated record. Lineage: Eukaryota; Metazoa; Chordata; Lepidosauria; Squamata; Lacertidae.
GCUCCCGCCGUCCAUGAGGGGAGGGAAGAGGAGGAGCGCGCGCCAUUUGCAGCCGCUGCCUCCAAGCCGCGUCGCGCAGGUCCCGCUCCGCAUAAUAAAAUGGCUAAUCAGGUGAAUGGUAAUGCGGUACAGUUAAAAGAAGAGGAAGAACCAAUGGAUACUUCCAGUGUAACUCACACAGAACACUACAAGACACUGAUAGAGGCAGGCCUCCCACAGAAGGUGGCAGAGAGACUUGAUGAAAUAUUUCAGACAGGAUUGGUAGCUUAUGUUGAUCUUGAUGAGAGAGCAAUAGAUGCUCUUAGAGAAUUUAACGAAGAAGGAGCCCUCUCUGUAUUACAGCAGUUUAAGGAAAGUGACCUGUCGCAUGUACAGAACAAAAGUGCAUUUUUAUGUGGAGUUAUGAAGACUUACAGACAGAGAGAGAAACAAGGAAGCAAAGUACAAGAAUCAACAAAGGGGCCAGAUGAAGCAAAGAUUAAGGCUUUGCUAGAGAGGACUGGUUAUACUUUGGACGUGACUACAGGGCAGCGGAAGUAUGGUGGCCCCCCUCCAGAUACGGUCUACUCAGGAUCCCAGCCUGGCAUCGGCACAGAGGUUUUUGUUGGUAAAAUUCCUAGGGAUUUGUAUGAAGAUGAAUUGGUACCACUAUUUGAGAAGGCAGGCCCAAUUUGGGACCUGCGGCUCAUGAUGGAUCCCCUCUCUGGGCAGAACAGAGGCUACGCUUUCAUCACUUUCUGUGGUAAAGAUGCAGCACAAGAAGCUGUCAAAUUAUGUGACAACUAUGAAAUCCGUCCUGGUAAACACCUUGGCGUAUGCAUCUCUGUGGCAAACAACAGGCUGUUUGUUGGAUCAAUUCCAAAAAACAAGACCAAGGAAAACAUACUAGAAGAGUUCAGCAAAGUUACAGAGGGUUUAGUGGAUGUAAUCUUGUAUCACCAACCUGAUGAUAAAAAGAAGAAUCGCGGAUUCUGCUUCCUGGAAUAUGAGGAUCACAAAUCAGCCGCUCAAGCUCGGCGUCGGCUGAUGAGUGGGAAAGUAAAAGUCUGGGGAAACGUCGUUACUGUGGAAUGGGCUGACCCUGUAGAGGAACCAGAUCCAGAAGUCAUGGCAAAGGUGAAAGUUUUAUUUGUGAGAAACUUGGCCACAACGGUGACAGAAGAAAUACUGGAGAAAUCCUUUUCAGAGUUUGGAAAGCUGGAAAGAGUGAAGAAAUUAAAAGACUAUGCUUUUGUUCAUUUUGAAGAUAGGGGGGCAGCGGUCAAGGCCAUGAACGAAAUGAAUGGAAAAGAGAUAGAGGGGGAAGAAAUUGAAAUAGUAUUAGCUAAACCUCCAGAUAAGAAAAGGAAAGAACGCCAGGCUGCCAGACAAGCCUCCAGAAGUACUGCGUAUGAAGAUUAUUAUUACUAUCCUCCACCUCGUAUGCCACCUCCAAUUAGAGGCCGAGGGCGUGGAGGGAGAGGCGGCUAUGGCUAUCCCCCAGAUUACUAUGGCUAUGAAGAUUAUUAUGAUGAUUACUAUGGCUAUGACUAUCAUGACUACCGUGGUGGCUAUGAAGAUCCUUACUACGGCUAUGAUGAUGGCUAUGCUAUAAGAGGAAGAGGAGGAGGAAGGGGUGGGCGAGGAGCACCUCCACCACCUAGGGGGCGGGGAGCACCACCGCCAAGAGGUAGAGCUGGCUAUUCCCAGAGGGGGGCACCAAUGGGACCACCAAGAGGAGCCAGGGGUGGGAGAGGGGGUCCUGCCCAGCAGCAGAGAGGACGUGGUGCUCGUGGAGCCAGGGGCAACCGUGGGGGCAACGUGGGAGGCAAGAGAAAGGCUGAUGGGUACAACCAACCGGAUUCCAAGCGCCGCCAGACCAACAACCAGCAGAACUGGGGCUCCCAACCCAUCGCUCAGCAGCCGCUUCAGCAAGGUGGUGACUAUGCCGGUAACUAUGGUUACAAUAAUGACAACCAGGAAUUUUAUCAGGAUACAUAUGGGCAACAGUGGAAGUAAGACAAAUAAGGAGGGCGUGGGAAUAUUGGAAAGAUAGAAUUUGGCUAUAGCUCUACAUCCUUCCAAAAAUUGGCUUAAUGUUUCAUCCUUCAGUAGUGAUUGGCUGCCAUUUGUAUUGGGCUGAAGAAUCACUCUAUUGUGUAUAUACUCAAGUCUUUUAUUAUUUUUUUCUUUUCUCAUAAAUGCACUUGGACAUUACUGAGCUUGCAGAAUUCCCAAACACAGUUUUGGGAGACAGUGCUUUUUAUCGUUUUAGGCUUCAUUUUAGCAGUUUAUCAGCAGGAUGGGCGACACUGUUAAAUCAUGAUUUUGCAGACCUUCUGUUUUUGGACAGUUUCAUUUUUUCCUUUUUCUUUUUUGGAUUUGGGAUAGACUACAUAGGCAUAUGCUGUACAUAAAGUAAAGCUAGUACUUUGUCUCCGUAGUUUUAAGAAAUUAAAACAAAAUUAAGUUUUCUUGUAUUGAAAAUAACAUGACUGUAUGUUUUGCAUUCCUAGAAGUAGGUUAACUGUGUUUUUAAAUUGUUAUAACUUCACACCUUUUUGAAAAUCUGCCCUACAAAAUUUGUUUGGCCUAAACGUCAAAUCCGUGGCAAUUUGUUCCUUGAUGUGAUUGUAUUUCCAAUUUCUUCUUGUUCAUGUAAGAUUUCAAUAAAACUCAAAAAUCUAUUCAAAACAUUACCUAUUUCAAAUUCAAUUGUGUCCUAAAACAUUUUAUUGGUAAUUCUUGCAAGAAACAUCUUUUUUAUAUUAAAAAAAACUGCCUAUGUGAGUGAUCAAAUUCAUGCAAAUUUCUUGCAAUUUCCAACAUCUGGCACUUGUGGCAUAUGAGUCAGAGCUAGGUCUAAUCAUAGCAUCAAACUGAAAUUUAAUAAUUGUUAAUCUAAUCUAGUUGCAUUUAACUUUCAAUUGGUUGCUUUCUUAACAGCUUCAAGUACAUUUGUAAACUUGUGCAAAUUGUUUUUAGUCAUAUGAUUUUAAGUCCCACUGUCUGGAUAUAUGAGAAGUUUCAUGUAGGAAGGCAGUCAAUAAACUUAACCUGUUUUUAUGUUACUAAUAUGGAUAACAUCUAAUGACUUCAACUCAAUUUGAUAGUGUGCAAACAUAAAAACAGACAAUUAUGUGCUCAAUUUUUAUGUUUUUGUUUGCUUUGAACAAAGAUAUGAGAAUGGUUGUAAAUUCUUACAAAGUACAGUGAAAAUGUAAAUAAAUCCUUUAUGCUCUAGAUAACAGAAUUGCUAAUUUGAUUAUAAUAUUAGAUUUUACACCCUUCUGAAUGAAUGAUUUAAAGCUCAAAUUUCCAUUGAUUUGAUAUUUCUUCAGAGUCUAUAAAGAACUUUUUGUACAAACCCUAUUUUUUGCCAUAUUUUUAAUAUUCAUUUGACUCUCAAUUUACGAUGUUUUACCUGUUUGCAUCUUUUGCACUGUGCUAAACUGCAGUGAAGUACAUUUGCAUUCUAGGAAAUAAAUCCAAAGGUCUUAAAUUUACAUAUCAGAUUGGCCAACUUGAACGUCCAUAAUAAAUAAUUAGCCCCUAAUUUAUGAGUUUGCCUUUGAUUAGAACAUAAUGAAAAAUAACAGUCAUUGGGAGAGAACAAGCUGCUUGUCUGAACCUCCAUUAGUAUUAUCUGUUUGACAGAAUUACAUUGUUGUGCGAACAGUGUUCGUUCUUCCUACAAUUGUGUAGGAUAAUUUUCAUGGGUUUGUAGCUCUUGACUCAUUGAGGAAGGAAAACCUUAUAAAAAUGGCUUUUUCAGUCCAGCCAGAUAUUUGGGGUACUAUGGUAACAGUAAUUGACCAUGGUUCUGAUAAAAGAAAAAAAUCCUGUAGCUCUUGGUCAUAUAAUAUGUCUUUGUUUUGUCUGAGUAAAGCUGCAGGAUUUGUCUUGUGAAGCUCAUCUGGCUUUUAGGUCUAGUAGAAGUGGCUGGCUUUCUAAUACCUAAAUCAACACUCACACACACUUUUCCAAUUGCUUGACAAUCAAUUCCACAGCUUAACAGUAUUUGGUGAAACUAAAUUUGAGCUAAUUUAAAAUACUUGCCCAUGUCCUAAAGUUAUCCUUUAUGAUGGAGCAUACACAAGGACUGCCAAGAGAGGUAAAAAGCAAUUUUGUAUUGAUGUGAAAAUGUCUAUGUCAGAAUCUAGAAAGAUUUGGAAAUGUAACACGCACAUAUGCUUGUGCAUAAUGAGGAAUCUUGUGAUGUGUUUGAUAAUCUUGCCCAAACGCCAAGUCUGUAAAUGCUUAUAUCCAAAAUGCAACAAAAUUCUGGAAGUUCUUUCAAGUAGCAAAUUCUGCAUACAAAAUUAGCAGUCCUACCUGUCCGCAAACAUCUGUUUUAAAUUCCAUCUUUAAAGACAGCAGUAUUGUCCAGAUAUCUUAGCGGUAUGUAUACGCUAUGAAGAAGACAAUUGUGUUUCAGAUUAAGUACAGAACACAAUCUAAUUAGACAUUCAUGGCUUUAAGAAACUUUGCUUCACAAAAGAAAUAAUUAAAUAUUUAAAAAACCGCACUCCAAAAUAUACAUUUUGCUUCACCUGUGCCUUGACCUUUUAUUCAGCAAAGCAAUUCAGAGGGACAAAAACCCUGUCAUAGAAGAAUAUCAAUCCUUUGUUCUUCAAGGUGGGGACGGAAUCAUGAAAUGGAAUUCAAUAUUUGAUCACUCAUUUAUAGCAGUUGCUUCAAUGUCUCUAUUGAUACAAAGGUGACUUUUGAAAAAAUGAUGCCAGAGUUUUGGUACUUCGGAAACCUAUGUCAAAAGAUUUCUACAAAUUCCUAAUUACAUAGAUCUAGCAUUGCAGUGCAAGCCAGAUUAUAUUUCUGAGUUAACCACUUAACUGAGAACUAUUCCCAUUUAUGAAGGAAAAUGUCUAAAACUUCUAGAGGUACAGUAAUUGUUCUAGGCUUACAGUUCCUUCAGUAAGGUUUGUUUUUUCUAGCUGAAGAUAUCAAUCUUCAAUUGUAAAACUGUUUUAAAGCAUUUUUUUCUGUUAAAAUCCAAACGUAUUGGAGGUAUUAAGCUUAAUAAUCGGCUGUAUGAAUGACUGCAUCAUUUAUCAAAGCCUGAUUAUAUUUUCACCUUGUCUGCAUCUGUAUGCCAUUAUUUGAACCUCAUUUGCAUUUUGAACAUUAAAUAACAUGCUUGUAAUAAGGCUAUUAUGAGCAAAGUGAAGAAAUGUAUGAAAAUAUUUUGAUAAAAGGAGUCCAAGGGGAUCCUUGGAGUCCUUAUGCAAGCAAAUCUUGGAACUUCAAUAGGGCUUUUUUUGCCUGGCCAAAGCAUGAAUUGGGUUCUUGCAACUCCUAAUAUACGAGCCAGAUUUUUCAAACCUUGCACAUAAUCCUUUGGUUUAGAUUGAAAUAUUUGUGUGAAUGAGUAUUUUGUGAAAUACUGAAAGUGGGCACAAAUAGAUUUUCUGUGGUUAAAAUGAAAACUUGAAGCCACUAAAGUUCUGUGGGCUUUAUAAGAUGAGAACUCUGAGCUGUAUUUCCCAUUUCUCUGAAAAUGGGAGCUUCUGUUAACUUAGGGCUAAAAUAAAAACUGCUUUUCUUGAUGAAUUUGAUAACAAAAUCCUACAAAGUACAAACUUGCUCACCAAGGUGCACCUGUUUAACUUUUGCAGCUGUUGGAAUAGGGGGGAAAACCCUCAGUAGAAAUGGGGUAUUAAUGCCUCUGAUCUUCAUUACACAAUGAAGUUAUAUCAUGAUAAGUAUCUGGGUAUUGGUUAGAAACUGCCAAAAACUAUUUUUGUUUCUGUUUAAUUUUCUUCUGGAUAAAUAUAUAUUUUAACACCUUGUAAGGCGGUUACCAGAAGCUCUGAAUGACAGUUCGGAAUAUAUUGCAUUACAUUUUCUGAUGUUAUCCAGAAAUCUGCAAACGUAACUUCUAUUUUAACUCCUUCCUUUUAUUACCUGACUAUCAGGGAAGCGUGGUUGAGGCUGCCCUGACCUGACAUGUCACGAUGUCGACUUGCUAGGUGGGGUUCGCAGGGGACAGUAACCAUUGGAGUUAUCGGUAAGAGAACUUCCUUUCUCAUUUUUCUCGAAAUAACAUGAAACAACUGGCUUUCUUCUGGGUGGCGGGAGAAUUAUGCUAUUUGCCUUCUCUCUCUUACUAAACUAUUAAUUGUUUUGGGUUUCUUCUUCAAAAAAGCCCUUCACUCUAGUAGAGGAGUUGACUGACUGUGGGAGGUGAGUUUUGAACGCAACCCUGUAGGUUUUCUGGAAUUAAUAGGUUCGAAUUAUAUGGGAAGAAGAUUGUUGAAGGUGUAAAAAAAAAAGCCUUCCGUAAAACAUGGUUAGAAAAGCAGUUCAUAGAGUCAUAGACCCAAAAGUGCUUUCUGCUUGUGGUGGGACAGUUCUGCAUCUCACCCUAGAGCAAUUUAGUAAGGAAAGUGAAACAAUUUCCAGAUACAUUAGGAUGUAUCCAGUACAAGCCUUGCUCAGAGGAGGCCCAUUGAAAUGAAUGAACAUUACUAAGUUAGGGCCAUUAAUUUCAGUGGACCCAUUCUACGCAAAACCUAGUUGAAUACAACCACAGCCUUUUGCACAGUUAAAAGCAUGAGAACUGCUAUUGGACCUACCUGCUAUAACACUGCAUGAACUCCUGCAAGCACUAUUGGGUAUUUUCCUUCUGCUCACAGUUCUUUGGAGCCAGGGCAUAAUUACUUGAACAAAGGAGGUUUGGAGCUUUGUUUCUUGAAUUGUCCAUCAUGCUACUUGGCGAAUGCCUCCCCCCCCCUACAUUUUGUUACUUGUAUAGUUACAUUAAAAAUUAGAUAAGAAAAUUAACUUCCAGAACCCAGACGUAUCAUUCCAAUAAAAACACUUUCAACAAACCCAGCAGUCUUAUAUUUGUUUCUAACGAAAUGAAUUCUCCCCAUUUAAGUGACUCCAGAGAUGUUUAAACCACAUGACUGUACUAGAAUUUGAUGGGCCUUUCUGGGUGGCUGUUCUUGCUGCUGCUAAAGAGUGCAAAAUAAAGUCUCUGCAUAUGAUACCUUGCUUAUCUGAUGGAAACAUCUUCAAUGUUUUUGACACAUAUCAUUUUAACAUUUUAUUAAUUUGUGAGUAGGCAGUACCUCCCAUAAUUUCCUGUUUGGGAAUGAAACUGGCAAACCAUCUUUCCCCCCCUCAAAAGCUGUUUGUAAGAUGGCAUGGUAGUGUGCUCUUAAAAAUAAAUUAAAAAUAUCUGGGUACACACAAGUCCCUGGACACCCUCAACUAGCUCUUUCAAUUGGUUUGAUGAAAAUAUAAUCUGAUUUCAAGGUAACGAAGUGUAACAAGGUAAAUUUCUCAGUGCCUGCAGACCUAUUGGAGCAAAGUUUUUGGUUAGGAAGAAUGAUCUCUCGGUUCCCUAAGAAGAAUUGUGGUUUCAUCACCAGACUUUAGUGGAAACUUGACCCUUACAGCAUUGCUGUAGUUCAGCCUUCCCCAAUCUGGUACCCUCCAGAUGUUUUGGACUAUAGCUGCCAUCAGCUGUAGUCUGCAUGGUUGUGCUUUGUGCGGAUGAUGGGAGUUGUAGUCCCAAAACAUAUGGAGGAUACUAGGUGGGGGAAGGCUGCCACAGUUAAAUCUAGAAUGCUAAUCCAGUUGGGGGUGGUGGUGGCCAGAUUUCUAGCAACCAGGAAUGCAGAACAGGAUGUUUCCCAGAUGGUUGGAUGCAAAGAGAGAAGUUUUAUACUGGAGUUCAUAUUGAUGCUCUAUCUCAAGCACUACGUUCUCUUUUGGCAACUCGUGCUUUCAAGGAGCUGUGUUUUGAACAUGACACAGGUCGGCUUAAAAAGAGAAGCAACCGCCACAUUAACAAGCUGUUUUUGAAUUCAAAUAAACUGAAGCUUUGCUGUAGAGUGUUUAACAAUCACAUAUUCUCUGACUACUUCAUUAUAGCUUACUUUAAAUGAAUUAUCUAAACAUGCCAAUAAAUUUUCUUUGUGUUCCUUUGUUUUGGCACAGUUAACCUUUUCCCCCCUACCAAUUUGAGCCUAUUUCAUCCUUGCCUUCCUAGGUUCCCUGAUUUCUACUAUAUGUUUGGUAUAUGUUUGCGAUUUCUCAAUGUAAAGGGGAUUUUACCUAGAUUUCUGCUUAAUACUGGAGUUCCUGGGUUCCUCUAGCUGUACUAAAUUUUAGAUGAGUGUGUAUAAACAAAAUACCUUCUUUCUAGUCAUUGGCAAAGAACUUCUAACUUGGACAGAAAGGAUCCAGUUUUUCUGCUAAGAAAAUUGCUUAGGAUAUAGCCAAACCAAGUUUUUCUCUCUCCUUAAAUGUCUUGUACCACAUUCUUCCUGGGAAUCUUCAAGGGCCCUUCAGAACUACUACACAUUCUCAUUCAACAAUGGCAUAUACUCCAAUGAGAGGUGGUGGACUCUCCUUCAUUGGAGGUUUUUAAGCAGAGGUUGGAUGGCCACCUGCAUAUAUAGUUGAGAUUACUUCUCUGCAGGGGGUUAGACUAGAUGACCCUCUGGGUCCCUUCUAGCUCUACAAUUCUAUGAUUCUAAGAAUUCCCACAGACUUUAGACCAAGGCAGGAUUUACCAAAGUGGCACUCUCCGUUUAUUCUUGGAUUACAACUCCCAUCACCUGUGGCUGUUUGCCAUGCUGGCUUACUUAGGUUGGUGGGAAUUUGAGCCCAACUGACUCCGAAGGGCAUCUCAUUGAAGAGGUCUGGACUAAGACUAGCUCUUAACCUGAAUGAAAGUUGUUUUUAAUGGAAAUAAGUAAGCAAGUACAGGUGACUUACACAGGGGUUAUGUUCCAGGCUCCCUGCGUGCAUAAGUGAAAUCACAUAAAGUGGGGAGCACCCUCUAAACUCCCUGUCUGCCACUCUCUCUUCAAUCCAUUCCAAAAUACUGUAUCCAAAAAUAUCUACAACAAGAAUGGAAGCUCUAGGGCCGGCUGGAGGCUGGAGGACGUGCAGUAAAAGGGCUGCUGCACUACCUCGUGUGUCAGCUGCUAGGUGGGGAGGCUGAGCAGCCUAUAGAAAGCCCUGCUGCACCUCCGGUCUAUUUGGGGCUUCUUCCACCUUCAAUCACAUUCUCUUUGGGCUUCGGAGAGGGUCUCCUUACAAACCGCAAGGACUCUUACCACUCCCGCCAUUUCCAGGUAUGAAUUGAAUUAAUGAAUUAUUUCCUGGUGCUGUGCAUAUACAUAGUUGCGCGUGAGAAAAUCACUUGUAAGUGGGGCGGCGGCGCCUGUAUCAGUCAAAUCAAUUAACAAAUUCUGUACAAGUAAAAUCCAAAUUUCUCAUAAAAUUGCAGGGUGACUUUGCUCUUUGGAAUGCUUCAAUCUUCUUAUCCCCCCCAAAAAACUCUCUCAAAUGUAACUACAGUACUUAUUUUUGCCACUUCUGUAGUUUUACAAUAUCUUAGCUAACCAGUGCUUCAGAGCAGGUGGGUUCCGUACAUUGUUUGCUUGGCACCAGGUUUUUUGCAGUAAUUAAAACAUUCUGUUUAAUGAUGAUGUUCCAGUACUAAUCUUAUAACCAAGCAUAACAAACAGUAGAUCAUGAGGAGCUGCCAGAAAGAUCACCACAUACCACAAUUCAUUCUCUCUCUCUCUCUCUCUCUCUCUCAAAUAUUUAAUCAGAUGGGGUAAGAAACUGUUGAAUGGUAUUUUAUAACAUUUCUGCUUAAGGUUUAACAAGGAAAGAAAGCUUUUAACUCAAAUCAUAAACUUUUUUAGUGGAAAUAAGUGGCUGAAAAUGUGUGGGCUGAUAAAUGUUGUGUAUAAGGUAAAGGUAAAGGGACCCCUGACCAUUAGGUCCAGUCGUGACCGACUCUGGGGUUGCGCGCUCAUCUCGCAUUAUUGGCCGAGGGAGCCGGCGUACAGCUUCCAGGUCAUGUGGCCAGCAUGACAAAGCUGCUUCUGGCAAACCAGAGCAGCACAUAGAAACACCGUCUACCUUCCCGCUGUAGCGGUUCCUAUUUAUCUACUUGCAUUUUGACGUGCUUUCGAACAGCUAGGUUGGCAGGAGCUGGGACCAAGCAACGGGAGCUCACCCCGUCACAGGGAUUCGAACCGCCGACCUUCUGAUCAGCAAGCCCUAGGCUCAGUGGUUUAACCACAGUAUUUCCGUAUAAAUUGCAUAUAGGUAGCUUCUCAUUUCUAAAUAGUUAAUAAAACAGCGAAAUAUGAAUGAAAUAAAAGGGGAGGGGGAGGGGACUAAGAUCUUCAUAAAGACGGAUGUGGGUAACUGCAUUUAAAGGGGCGUGAGCUGUGUUAGGAAGUAGUGUGUUUGUGAGCUACACAGUCCUGAAUACAGGAGCAGGGUGGACGUUUGGUUAGCUGAGAGAAGAGGAACACCUUUGUAGAGGACUGUGGCAGAUCUUUUUGGAAAUGGCCCUGCUUCCGUAAAAAUAUGCAAAAGCUCUGGUUGGCUUGUAUUCCUAACUGCACAGUGUGUCACCUUUUGGUAGAAUUAUUUGAGCCAAUUUUCUUGACAAAACCUUGCUAAUUUUAUAGGGGUGUUUAGAGCAUUGCCUUCACAUUUUUAUUUUUUAGUAUCCAGUGACAAGUCACUUCCUCCUCGUUAAAUCGGUGCUCCUAACCUUUCUGGAGCUGAUCCAUCUGUCAAAUGUUGAAUUCCACUGGUAUAGCUACUUUACAUGGAACGCUUUAUAGUAACAACUAGUUUCUGUCGAUUGAGAUGUGUUUGUAGAACCUGUUUCAGCUGCUGAAGAACUUGCAGAGAACAUCGUAACUCCUGGUGUCCAGCUGCUCAAAGGUGCUGUCAAUUUUCAAGAGGGAGAGAUCACAGAGCAAAGGCGUGUGUACUGGAAAUCAAAAGGUAAAAAUUAAAUAAAAAGCCACCAUAAAGGGAUCGUACUGAAUUGGAACAUGGGUUCAAAUGGGGAGAAUUGCUGUACAUAUAAAACAGGCAUAGGCAAACUUGGCCCUCCAGAAGUUUUGGGACUACAAUUCCCAUCAUCCCUGACCACUGGUCCUGUUAGCUAUGGAUUAUGGGAGUUGUAGUCUCAAAACAUCUGGAGGGCCUAGCUUGCCUAUGCCUGAUAUAAAAGGUACCAUUUUCCUUGGGCCGAACCUUUUAGACUGAGUGUUUAUCCACACUUCUGCACAUAGCUGCCAAGUUAUCCCUUUUUUAAAGGGAUUUCCCCUUAUGCUUGUUCCCCGUACCUAGAAAACAUGAGUCCAAGUGGUUUUCUGUUUGUCCCACCACUUUCCCAAGGGAAACCUGCUCUCUAGUGCUAAAUCGGAGCAAACAUCAAAUCAGUUCUAAAGAAUUGAGUAUUCCUGGAGGGAAGCAGUGAGACAAGCGGAUGAGCUCUGGGGACAAAUAUGCUGUCAAUAGAACCAGGGCAAAAUUAACUUUGGUUGGACUUUGUUUGAAGGAGUCCAUUUGAGAAUGUUAGCCUAGUUCUGGCUAGAUGGCAAACUUCUCUUCCUUGCAGUCUUUUCAUAACUCAAGGCUGGUAUUCAAAAUAUGAGAGAGUAUGAAGUUACUUUGCACAGUCAGUCCUUUGGUCCAUUAAGCCCAGUACUGUCUAUUCCCUGGCUGAUGUGCCCCAGGGUCAUGUGUUCUAGAGAUAGCUUUCUUACUGGAUGGGGAAGCAUUUAAUGAAUGCAUAUCAAUCGCUAUGCCCAGCUGUCAAGAACUACACUGAGGCCUUCUGGAUUCUAAUGUUUUGAAAGACCCGAUGGAAUACUUUUUGUUUGUAUAAUAGUUUUUAUUAAUUUUCAAUACAAUUCCAAUAAAAGCCACAUUAUCACAUUACCAAAUUACAAUCCAAUUAAAAAGAAGAAUAAGAAAAGAGCCAAUUAUUCAAACACCAAAUUAAUCGAUACUUUUUGCUAAAUAUAUGUUAGAUUGACAAGUAUUCUCAAUGACUUGCCCCUGUUGAACCUAUUACUAAGUGAAAUCUACUAUCUUGUCAUUUAGUAGAUAGCAGAACUAAUCUUAAGUCAUGAUGCUGUCUGAAAAAAAUUGCCCAAUUUGUGCCACAAACUACUGGUGUCUUCGUGGUAGAGCACUUGUUUUCCAUGAAGAAGUUCUCUAAUCCCUUUCAUCUGGAGGCCACAGAAGUAGUUGCUGGAAACCGCAAAAAGGGAGAGUGUUCUUGUGCUCAGGUCCUCCUUGUGGGCUUACCACAGACAUCUGAUCGGCCACUAUGAGAACAGGACACUGGCAGUGGCCUGAUCCAACAGGCUCUUCUCGUGUUCUUGUCCCUAGCCAAAAGGAUCUGUGAGACUGAAAAGUGCACCCAUGCAUGCACACACCUGUGACUCGGCCAGUCAGUUUAGACCAGGGGUGGGAAAAGUUUGCCCUCCCUGCCUAGAUGCUCUUGGGAUUACAUCUCACAUCAGCCCAGCCAACAUAGCCAGGAGUCAGGGAUGAUGGGAGUUGUAGUCUGCCAACAGCUGAGAGCCAAAGGUUCCCUGUAAACUACUGAACUAACUAGGUCAGUGGUCUUAAAAUUGUAGAAGGUGACCUUCAUGUGCUCUUCCUAUGUUCAAGCACCAGCCUGGAAUUUAUGAGCAUUUUAUGCUUAAUGGUUGAAGUAAAUAAUCAUUAUUGCUUCCUGUUUCUCCAUUAGGUAUAUUUUCCCCAAAUAUUUGACAUCUGGAAGAGCUACAUUUUACAGCAGGGCUGUUCUGCUAGUACCGUUAAAACUCUGACUGCAAUUCAAAGAGUUUGGCUCAUGCAGUGGGCUUGCAGAACUCUGGUGGGAUUUUUUAAAUUUCUUUCUUCAGUAAGUUUCAAAAGCAGUUUGCCACAAGGCAUGGAAAGCUGCCGUUUGAGGAAAAUUGGAAGCUUUUCAGCUUAGGCCACUGGCUUUACUGCUUAUUGGAUUCUGGCCAAAGUAAUCCACUCUUAGUAGUAGUUACAGUUGUGGAAAAUAAAAAAAAUGGGCUAGUAAUAUUUUUUGCAUGUGAGGUGCCCUGUGUUCAGGACUUAGAUUAUUUUAAAAAGAUAUUAAGGACAAAGACCUCAACAUACUAGCAAAUGCUGGUGCAUCUGCAUUUAAUUCCAGGUCCUGUCAUUGAUUUUAAGUUGCACCUAAGGUUUUUUUCCCCUAUGCAAAAGUAAGUACCUUCUCAAAUUUUCCUUCCAUUUAAUCUAAACCAGCAUCUUAGAACCUCUGUCCUCCUGAGCCUCUAAGGUAAGAGCUGUUCCCCUGUCCUUAAUAUACUUAUCCUGCCAUCUGCAUUACUGGAAGGGGGGAUAGAAGGGGUGAGUGCAAAAUCCCUAUUUCUGUACUAUCCACAAAGACAGCUCAAGCCCACAUAUGAAGAUGGUAAAGGCAGCUUACAUUAUUAAUGAAAUUUGUAUAUUUGUUGUUAAGUAUUAAGAACAUAAAAUUCAGCAAGCAGCUUAAGCUCUAAAUAAAAAAAUUACAAUGAGCAGCUCAAUCCUGGAAGAAUAAGCACAUGAGAAUAGCACCAGGAUAAGGAGAAAUAAACAAUUAGAAUAUAACGGGUACCCAAUGUAGGGUCCUGCAGAUGUGGCUUUCAACUCUGUGCCAAUUGGCUAUGUUGACUGGAGCUGAUGCAAGAUGGGAGUCCCAACAACAUCUGGAGGGCACCACAAUGGCUGAUCCUGAACUAGUGCAGUGGACACUGAUUCAAGCGUACUUCAGAUUCCCACACUCAGUAGCAAGCUUUCACUUAGCAUGAAUGAAUCAUUCCUUUAAAGAGGCUUGUGUCCUUCUCCCUGGAAGUAUUUCAACUCAAGCAACCUGUAAAGCAGGGGUAAGGAACAUGGGACCCUCUAGAUAUUGCUGAAAUUCCCAUCAGCCCCAGCCAGUGUAGCCAAUGGUCAAGGAUAAUGGGAGUUGUAGUCUAACAACAUCUGGAAUGCCACAGGUUUCCCAUACAAGGCUGUUUCCUCUCUCUUCCAGUGUUGAAUGGGCAACAAAACCGCAGGUAAGUGCAAAGUGUUGCAUAUUCAAUUUUUAAAAUCCUGAGUAGCUCUGAAUAUAAAUGAAAGUGGCUGUGACUAUCAAGAGGGGAGAUCUUGAGGUUAUGAUGGAGAACUCACUCAGAACCAUCCUCGUGUUUGGAAGGGGAUUGGAAAUAACAUGACAAGUAUAAUGCUACUGUAUAAAUCUAUAGAAAGCCCAGGCAUACACAUUUAAUGUUGCAAAGCUGGCAGAGGUAACAGCAGGCGACUUGGGAGUAAGUCAGGCUAGUUCAGUGGGGAUUGCUCACAGAUAAAUUGGUGCAAAAUUGCAGCCUAAGGGUUCAGAUCACGUUUGCUGUGAGAAAAGGCAAACUUCAUUUACAGCAUUUUUUGGUGAGGGGGAAUGACAUACAAUAAGAACUCAAAGCUCAUUCAAUUGGGAUAACCUCUGGACUGACAAAAGAAGGUAUUCUUUCACAUACUGCAUAGUUUCAUAACUUGCUACCAUGAGAAGUUAGUUGCUUAUAAAGGAAGGAAGAACUUGGAGACUUUGCCAGAGGCUGUUCUGUUGGAGCCAACAGACUUCUCUCACUUGCUCAAGGGCUGAAUCUGACUCCCUAAGGCAGAAAAUCAGGAGUCAGCUAACUAGCUUUCAGUGUGGCAGAAAGGUAUGUAAAACCAAAGAACAAAAGGCAACCAGAGGUAUGCUUGCAGGAUUGUCAACCUGGCUCUGAGGCUGUGGGUGCCAUGCAGCGUGCAUGGCCCUCGCACCAAAAUUUGAGGGUGCCCGUGGGGAAUUUUGUGGGUGCUUGGGCACCCAGGGCCCCAAGACUUGGCACAUAUGCAUGCUUGUGAGUGGGUUCUGAAAUGGAUGGAUUUGGUGGCAUCACAACCCAUGUGCUUUAGAGCCAAUCAGAAGAGCUGCUUUUGCUUAUUUAAAAACAUUGUAUGCCUUUAAAAUUCAGAAAAUUCUCAAGGCAGCUUACAACAUGACUAGUGAGCCUGCUUAUUAUAGACUGUUCUUUCUACUGAGCAAAAAAAAACUGGUAGCAGGUCAUAUAAAUAACUUACUGUAAUAUGGAAUAAAAUUUUAAUUUUUAAAAAAUAACUUAUUGAGCAUUCUGCUUUAUGCUGGCUGGCUGGUCACUUAAACUAGAGCAAGAUGAAAAUGUACAAAGCAUCCAGUAUUUAGGGGGAGAUAUAGUUGUACCAGAAGAAAGAUGAAUAUUCUGGAGUCUCUUUCUAGUUCAACAGGCAUAGGUGUGUGCGUAACUUUGAAUCCUGUACAAAAGCACUGACAAUUGUAAUAAUAAAAAAGUGGACAUAGAAUUUAAUUAACUGACUAAAGGUUUCUUUUUUAAAAAGUUUCUAGGCCUUAUGACAACAACAGGAUGUUUGAAAGUAUGUGAGCAAUAAAAUUUCAGGAAGCUUGUUGCUGAAUUUCCAGAGCCAUGCAUAGCAUCUUUUCUCUUGGCUAGCAAUCUAAAUUAUAAACGUGCUGCAGAUUUAAAAGCAAUAAUAGGCACAGCCUCAUCUACAGUACUUUAUGCUUUCUGAAGGUUCUAAUUAGCGAUGCCCGAUCAAAAGAGUUCUACUUUAAAUGGUUGCAUUUUCUUUUUGCCUAUGGAAAUUUUCCCAUACGUGUCAGGUGCCUUUCAUAUAACUGCUUUGUCAAAUUGGGAUUUAAGUGCUUCCUUAACUUUUAGUGAUUGGCCCAGUUUCUUAAUCCACAGCAUAGCUUACUGUGUCUUGUUUCAUUUCCCUUUGUGGUCCAGUGCUGAACAAUGGCCAAAGAGUUCAUCAGUAAAGUAAGAGCAAACCUAACAUGGAAGCUUAACUAGUUAAAGGUUGUGAUUUAUUUAUCUUUAAAGAAGCCAGAGACUACAUUGUCUGUAAUUGGUUCCUUUUCCCCUACAUGGUGUACCCACUUAUCUUCCAACUAACUUUUUUUAAAACCUCAGCUGAGCUCAGACUUGCUUGUGUUUUCUGUAGCAACUAAUCUAAUCGACUGACUCCAUUAUAGGGAAAAGCAAGACCAUCACAUUUCUAAAAUUAGUAUCUAUGUUCUUUUGUAAUCAGAUAGGCAUGAUAGAUACUGGAGAACAAGCAUUUAUAGCUUUAUAUGUUGUCUGAUCAGACAUGCGUGAAACAUGGGCAACUUGUAUGGCUUAGAGAGAGGCUCCCCCUCCCUCUAAAAAAUAAUUGUGCUAUAUAGCACUUCAUACUUAUUUUAAGCAGAGGCUAUAUGGAAAACAAACCUUGUUAGACAUUUCAGGUUUUGCUGAGCAUCUGAAGGAUCUUUGGAAUUAAGUUCACUGACGCUGUACUAAUGUGAAAAGAAAGUGCAACAUUCCAUUGCAAAAUUGUUGUUUAAAAUACUACUAGUAUUUUUUUUUAAUGGCGAGGGAUUAAAGAUAUUACGUGGAAAAUCCCAGAUUUUAUACAUUGAAGUUGGCCCACUAUGAAGCUGGUUUAAAUAUUCUUUCGUUUUGGGAUUCCUCCACCAUUGCCACCAUUUCUUAUGUGGACACAAAUUAUGAACAUUCUGUUUUCAACUUUCCUAGCCUGUCUGGAAAACGGCUAGAAUUUAAUCAGUAAAUAACUAGUAGAAUUAAAGCAACAAAUUAAAAGUAGUUAACUACCUUGUUUCCUUAAAGUGGCAUGUAUAGUUGAAUAAAGACCGCAGAUCAGGUUUGUUUGUAUAAUUGCAGCUAUAAUGAAAAUAUCUUGCUUAUGCUGUGAAACCCUGAAAUUUCAGAAGUGUCAAAUGAGGAAGACAGAAAGGUCCCUUUGGGGACACUAUGCUGCUAUGAUUCCUGUGAUUCUGGAAUGAUGACACCACCCAGACCUGGGAAGACAAAAGGGGUGAGUUAGCUACUGGGUUGACUUCUCAGUGGGUGGAAGACCACCCAUCCCAAAUAGGGGAAGUAAGUGUUGGCAGGACCCCAAAGAACCAACGCAAAAUGCAUACCUGGGACAACCCUGAUUCUUGGCUUUUGAGUACACAUCUGAUGUCAAAGUUAGGCAUCAUAGGGUAUUGGCCAAGGCUCGGCAGGGGCCCACUGCCGGCUUCCCCAAGUGAGUAAUGACAAGAGCAAGGAGGAGGAGCGGCAGUCUCUGCUCACAUGCACACAUUGUACAAACACAAUUUACGCAUCACAUCAAUUACCCACAACUGAAUGGUGCCUAGCAUCAUUGAUGUGAUCCUGGGAGUCCCUGGAUGUGAAUAUUGGGCCCCUCUGUGUAGCAUAGGCUAGGAUUUUCUUCCUGAUUUGCUCAUGUUUCAUAGGCAGCGUUGCAAUAAUGAAUUUCUACCCACCCUCAAUCUUAGGUGAUAUGUUCCCAAAGGACAAAUUAUAUGCUAUUUUUCUGAAGGCGCACAUCAGAAAAAUGAGGUGUGCGUCCUAGAACAGUUGGAGAAGGUUUUACAUCAUUAGCCCAGCUCAGGUGCUCUUAGUCUCCCAGUUACCGUCACAUGGACAUAGUAGGUGGGUUGGUGCUCCCGGUUUCUGACAGUGCGUUCCCUGCUCCCCCUUUCCCCUAAUCUUGUGCUGUGGAGGGUGGUGUUACACCUAAGAGGUGGGUGGCUGGGUGAAUGAAGACCUGCUCAUCCUACUGCAAUGGUAAUCAUGUUGGUAGGAAUGCCUGAAUAGGGCUUCUGUGAAAAUAAGAAUUUGUUGCAAUAAAAGUAUCCAUUUCUGAAUCACUUCAAAAUUGGGCAUUGCUGAGUAUUAACCACCCUUUUAAACAUAGGCUAUUAGGCUCACUAGUUUUAUAUAUAUAUUUGAAGAAUACAGGGUAUUUUAAUACAAGGAUGGGUGGUGCAAAAAAUAAAUUUACAUAGGACAGAUUGCCUUGAAAGAUACAACAUCUUCCAAUUGGGUUGUGGAGUUACUGCAAAGUGCAAGAUGGGUAUAGUACCUCCAGCAAAGGAGUAAGAAUUAACUGGGGGAAAGAAAUGUAUAUGCUGUGUUUCAUUUGCCUCCCUAACUUUGUGUAAAUGGCUUGUUUUCUUUAAAUAAACACUUUUCCGAAGUGA